AUGGCCGACAUCACCGAUCAACACGACCAGACCUCGCCCACCGACCUCGAGGAAUCGCAGGUUGGCAACGGCAACGUCGCUGAGAACAGAGGCGUUAAGCGCCAGCGUCCCAGCACCGCUGAUGAUGACGACGAUGACGACGAGAAGGGCGGCCGCGAGCGUCGCAAGAUUGAGAUCAAGUUUAUCAAUGACAAGUCUCGCCGCCACAUCACCUUUUCCAAGCGCAAAGCUGGUAUCAUGAAGAAGGCCUAUGAGCUCUCUGUCCUCACCGGCACUCAGGUGCUGCUUCUUGUCGUCUCCGAGACUGGUCUCGUGUACACAUUCACGACGCCAAAGCUGCAACCUCUUGUUACCAAGGCUGAGGGUAAGAAUUUGAUUCAGGCAUGCCUCAACGCCCCCGAGCCCACACCUGGUGGUGAGAACGGCGUCGACGACCAGAACCAAGUCGACUCUCCGGAAGAGCCUCCCCAACAACACCUCCCUCCCCAGCGCCAGGGUAUGCCGCAAAACCCACACAUGCCCCCCAACUACAGCAUGGCCCAAGUUGGAAUGGAUCCUUCGCAGGCGCUUGCGUACCAGAGUUACGUGCAGCAGCAACAACGGGGUGGUGGCUACGCGAUGCCUCCGCAAUCUGGUCUUCCUCAACACACGUCGCACCAGUCAUGA
This is a messenger RNA of Colletotrichum truncatum, 666 nucleotides long. RefSeq names its product mads box transcription factor mcm1. Gene Ontology annotation, biological process: positive regulation of transcription by RNA polymerase II. Gene Ontology annotation, molecular function: protein dimerization activity; DNA-binding transcription factor activity, RNA polymerase II-specific; RNA polymerase II cis-regulatory region sequence-specific DNA binding. NCBI's taxonomy places the organism in Eukaryota, Fungi, Ascomycota, Sordariomycetes, Glomerellales, Glomerellaceae. The record is from RefSeq and is a predicted model, not a curated record.